AACUUCGAAAUAUAGAAGCUUCACUGUAUCAGUUGCACUCCCUGCACCCAAUGGAAGGCAAACUUGCGCAGCUUCUCCCAGUUAUCUCUGUGAUUGUUAUAGUUCUGAGAGCAGUGGAUGCUCGUGUUCCAGCAGUGUUCAUAUUUGGAGACUCCACAGCUGAUGUUGGGAAUAAUAACUUCUUGCCUGUUAGUAGGGCAAAGGCCAACUUCCCACCCUAUGGCAUAGAUUUUGUGCAAGGUAGAGCUACAGGCAGGUUCAGCAAUGGAUUGAAUAGUGCCGACUACUUAGCCAAGAUGAUGGGGUUUAAGAAAAGUCCGCCACCUUUUCUCUCUCUUACCAGUAACACAUUGCUGAAGCAUGCCCGGCGAGGGAUCAACUUUGCCUCAGGAGGAUCUGGGAUCCUUGAGACAACGGGGAGAAGAUACGUUCAGGUCAUCUCCAUGGCGAAGCAAGUCCAAUACUUUGAAACAGUGCGUGCAAAUCUCACAGCACACAUGGGAACGACCGCAACGGAAAAGCUGCUCGAGAAGUCUAUCUUCCUCAUUAGCACUGGAAGCAACGAUAUUUUCGAUUACUUCACGCCCAAUGGUUCUGUUAACCGUCCUCCUAUGACUGCCUUCCUUUCCACUCUUUCCAUUACUUACAAAGGCCACCUAAGGAUGGACAAAUAUGAGAAUCGAGCUAGACUACUUGAUCCCAUCUCCGUCAUGUGCUGUGAUCUGUCUGAUCUGAGACCUGCUCAAGAUAAUGUUCAAGAAUAUGAAGAUGACAUUGAAGGAGAUGGCAGUGAUGGAGAGGACAUUGAUGAAGAUGAUAGAACUGAAGAAGAAGAUAAUAUGGAAACUGAUGAAAGCAUUGAUAAUGAUCUUAAUAAUUAG
This is a messenger RNA of Elaeis guineensis (African oil palm), 881 nucleotides long. NCBI's taxonomy places the organism in Eukaryota, Viridiplantae, Streptophyta, Magnoliopsida, Arecales, Arecaceae. The record is from RefSeq and is a predicted model, not a curated record.